GCGGUUGGACGUGUAAUCGAGUAAUAAUCAGUGAUAAAAUGACGUCAAAUUUAGUGAAAUGUGCAAGCUGUAACGUGGUAAUAAACGAAUUACUGACUUUUGUCAAUAACAAAAUAGAUGUUAUGAAGGAAGAUGGAAUCUCCCAAAUCUGCACUAGUGCAUUCACGGAGCUGGAAAUUAAAACCGCUAAGGAUCUGUUGUUUGAUUCUAUACCGUCUGCAAGGCGUAAGAAAAUAAGAAAAGGAACUGGCAAGACCCGGCGUGAUAUCGAUGAUAUAGUGACUUUAAUGAAGGAAGGAUAUUUUAAAGCUACAACAGGAUGUCCACAAAAUUAACGAACAAUUCGCUACAAAGGAGCAAUUAACUAUGCUAGCGUUGGACUUGGAUGCGUUAAAACUGACCUCACUGGUUAAUGUGAAUGAUACAAAUGUUCAGAGAGUAAAUACCAAGCGUGGUGCUGCUUUCCGUGAUGGUUAUGAGUAUAACAGCGGUCCCAUGGGUUUACUUCAUAAUGUGUCGGAAAAUAUUGUGACCGCUGAGGGUAAUAAAUCGCCCGAUGGCUCCGAGACUAUGUACAGAAAUAUUAUACACUCACAAACUGCACUUGACAACGGGAAUCAUCAUUUAUAUUCAUCAUUUAGCAAGAAUAACAUCAAUAAUUCCAUAGAAAUUGAUAAAAAUAGUAACGUGUCGGUAGUUUGCUCGAGUCCGUGCAAUAGCUUGGUAAUGACACACUCGUCAUCGCCAACGGCCGAGCGGCCCCCGCCUCAGCUGCCGCCGCCGUCGCCCGCGUCGGCGCGUGUGCCGGCGCGUGAGCCGGCGCGGGCAACGACCCCGCCUCAGCGGCCGCCGUCGCCUGCGCCGGCACGUAUGCCGGCUCGUGUGCCUGCGCCCGCUCCGAAUAUUACGUCGGCGUUGGAGCGGAGUCGCGCGGCCGCCCGCGCUGUCGGCGAGAGUGAACGUAAACAAAGAACGCUAGCAGAUAUUGUGCGCGAAGGCGAGUGGAAGAAGCCAGAAAAAAAUGAUGAAUGGAUUGUUUAUCAAAAAAGAAAAUUGAGAAACCGCUUUGUGGGAAAUAGAGGUAGUGCUACCGAUGCGGAAGGUUGUUUUAAGGCCGCUGAAGUGAAAAUUCCAAUUUAUAUUUAUAAUGUAUCAAAGGAAGUGACAGUGUGUCAGAUCAAUAGAUACAUUCAGCGCAAAACUAGCUUAUGCGUAACAAUAGAAAAAAUGAACAUGAAGCGGCCUAAGGACUAUGACUCGUACAAAAUAUUUGUACCUAAACAUAAGUUGAGCUUGUUUAUGUCAGAAGAGUUCUGGCCGGAUGGAAUAGCGUAUAGGCGUUUUGUCAAUUUUAAGUACAAAGGGCCUGAUAACGAUGACUAA
Molecule: messenger RNA, 1383 nt
Organism: Hyposmocoma kahamanoa
Lineage: Eukaryota; Metazoa; Arthropoda; Insecta; Lepidoptera; Cosmopterigidae
Exons: 2
Coding region: 367-1383 (338 amino acids)
Source: RefSeq, a predicted model, not a curated record